AUUGUUAUUAUUCAUUUCGGAAAAAAUGGAGUAGAAUAAUUAUAGAUUUUGUAAGUUUUUGUUUUUCAAAAAUGACGUCUAACGCAAUUAUACUAGCUCCUAUCUUCACAAGAAUCCUUGCCAGAUUUCCACAACAACUUAAUUUUUGUUUCGCGUAUGGAUCAGCGGUGAAAAAGCAACUCAGAAAUGAAUCCAAGGAAAACAUGAUAGACUUGAUAUUUUGCGUAGAUAACGCUUCUAAAUGGCAUGAAUUGAAUAUCAAGCAAAAUCCAUCACACUACAGUGGCUUGAAGUAUUUUGGCCAUAAUUUUGUGUCAAAGUUCCAAGAAAAUUUUGGGGCAAAAAUAUAUUACAAUACAUUAGUACCUAUUGAAGGAGUUAUGAUAAAAUAUGGCGUUAUAUCAACAAGAGACAUGGUAACAGAUUUACUGGAGUGGUCAGAUUUAUAUCUCGCAGGUAGACUUCACAAACCUGUGGAAAUUUUGAAAAAUACUUCAAAUUCAGAAUUACUAACUGCACUACAGUUGAAUUUACAAUCUGCAGUUCAUUCUGCCUUGCUUAUACUUCCUGAAUCAUUUACUGAGUAUGAAUUUUAUCAUGUGCUGUCCAAUUUGAGUUAUGCUGGGGACUUCAGAAUGAUUCUUGGGGAGAAAAAAAAUAAGGUGGAAAAUAUCGUCAAACCGCAAUUGAAAUCCUUCAGACAAUUAUAUAAACCUAUCUUGAACACAUUAUCUGAUUAUGUUGAUUUUCCGAAUAUUAAGAAAGAUCCACUAUCUUCUGGUGAUCCUCAUAGUAAAGUUCCAAUCAUAUGUUCUCAAGAUAUAAGUCCAUUAGCUAGAUUACAUCAUUUGAAUCAGUUACCUAGAUGGCCUCAGAAAGCUCUAACAAGACUUUGGAAUCGAGGGAGUCUUAGGCAAGAUACAGAAGAUGUUUUACGAGCCAUAGCCUAUGAUCCUGAUUGUAAUGAGAUUGUUUCUACAUGUAUAAGUCAGAUAGUAUGGAGAUCCUCAAUUAGCCAAAGUUUAAAAGGAAUAGCUACUGCUGGAGUUUUGAAAAGUGUGCAAUACAGCAGUAAAAAACUGAGUAAAAUGAUAAUGUAAAAAUAGUGUGAUGUGAAUAGUUAUUCAGGUUAUAAUCAAAAGACAAUUGAGGAUGUUAGUUGGAUUGAGGUACAAAGACUGUUGAGAAAAUAAUAUAUAUAUGAAAAGAAAAACUCUUAAACAUUAAAUCAUUGAAUUAGUUAA
Messenger RNA from Harmonia axyridis, 1244 nucleotides. Its product is annotated as phosphatidate cytidylyltransferase, mitochondrial. Lineage: Eukaryota; Metazoa; Arthropoda; Insecta; Coleoptera; Coccinellidae. Gene Ontology annotation, molecular function: phosphatidate cytidylyltransferase activity. The record is from RefSeq and is a predicted model, not a curated record. Gene Ontology annotation, cellular component: mitochondrion. The transcript has a single exon. The coding region runs from base 72 to 1100 and encodes 342 amino acids. Gene Ontology annotation, biological process: CDP-diacylglycerol biosynthetic process; cardiolipin biosynthetic process.